This is a messenger RNA of Helianthus annuus (common sunflower), 3206 nucleotides long. RefSeq names its product WD repeat-containing protein 44. The record is from RefSeq and is a predicted model, not a curated record. NCBI's taxonomy places the organism in Eukaryota, Viridiplantae, Streptophyta, Magnoliopsida, Asterales, Asteraceae. The transcript has 7 exons. Bases 172 to 2862 code for a protein of 896 amino acids. Gene Ontology annotation, molecular function: protein binding.
CAUAAACACAACCCCAACCAAACCAAAACCAAACCAAUCCCCAACUCUCUCUUCCCAGUAAAACGACACACAUUUCCCCAAUACGACACCGUUUCACCCCCGUCGUCUCACCGUCACCGGAUCUGAGUUUUCCGACGGGCAUUUUCAUUCUCCGAUGAGAAUGCCCGAACGAUGAGCAAAUUUUGCAACCUAAACGACGACGUAUUCAACAACAACAACAACGAUAGCACCAACAACGACUGUUUUUACGAGUCACUCGAUCGGAUACUUUCGUCAACCACAUGUUCGUCUUCUUCGUGUUCGGAUGAUGACGUUGACAGUGACGUGUGCGUGACGGAUCUGAAUUUCAGUAGGAAUGGUUCGGUAUCGGUCCCUAGGGUUCCGAUGGGGGACUAUGACGUCUGGAUCUCGCAACCGUCGUCGGUGGAGGAGCGGCGCCUGCGGUUGCUCCGCCGGAUGGGACUCGCCGGUGAGAAACACGUGGAUUCGUCUUCUGCCGACUUAAAAUUGGGUAAAUCUAUCUCAGCAGAUCAUUUAGAUGUUGUUCAUGUUAAUCGUGUUCAUAAUAUUGAUAAUGUUGAUCCUGUUAGUGCUUGUAAACCUGUGAUUGUUCGAUCUAAAUCUGCUGAUCAUGAACGCCGUGAGUCUGUUUGUGUUCCUGAUUGUGAUGAUGUUAAACCUAAACCUAAUUGUGAUGGUAAUUCGAUAUGUUCGGCGUCGGUAAGUGUAAAUAAUAAUAGCGGUGAUAAACGUGUGCUAGCGAAAUCGCGGAGUUCACAAAGUACCGGUAAUGGAUCGCCUAGUAAGCCUCCGACUGGUAGAACCGUUAGGCGGAGUGAUGAGAUUGUUGCGAAUGUGAGUGUUGAUGAUGAUGAUGAUGAUAAUAAUGAUGAUGACGGUGAUGAUGAUGUUGAUGAGGAUGCGGUGUGUACGAUUAAGAAUUUGGAUAACGGAAAGGAGUUUGUGGUGAAGGAGGUUAGGGAGGACGGAAUGUGUGGGAAUUUGAAGGAGGUUGGUACCGGGAAGCAAUUGACGAUGGAAGAGUUUGAAAUGUGUGUUGGGCACUCGCCGAUUGUUCAAGAGUUGAUGAGACGGCAUAAUUUCGAAACUGGUGGCGUUGAGUUACCUGAUGUUGGUGGUAACAACAGUGGUGGCAGUGGAUCUAAAUUGAAAAAGAAAGGGAGCUGGUUGAAAAGCAUCAAGAACGUAGCCAGUUCGGUCACGGGGCACAAAGAAAGACGAAGCAGCGAUGAACGAGACACGUCGUCGGAGAAAGGUGGGAGACGGUCCAGCUCAGCGACGGAUGAUAGUCAAGAUGGGUCAUUCCAUGGUCCAGAAAGGGUACGGGUUCGACAAUACGGGAAAUCUUGUAAAGAUCUGUCGGCUUUGUUUAAGAGUCAAGAGAUUCAGGCUCAUAACGGUUCGAUCUGGACCAUUAAGUUUAGUUUGGAUGGGAAGUAUCUUGCUAGUGCUGGCGAGGAUUGUCUCAUUCAUGUUUGGGAAGUUGGUAGUUCGGAACGGAAGGGUGAUCUUUUGUUUGAUAAACAAGAAGAUGGGAACUUGAAUGUGUUAUUGAUGUCAAACGGGUCGCCAGAACCAACUUCUGUAUCUACAAAUUUGGAGAAUGUGCCUGAAAGGAAACGAAGAGGACGAUUAUCCAUAAGCCGAAAAUCUAUAAGUAUGGAUCCUAUUGUAGUGCCAGAUACAGUAUUUGCACUAUCGGAAAAGCCAAUAUGUUCCUUUAAUGGUCACUCGGAAGAUGUGCUUGAUCUAUCAUGGUCGAAAUCUCAGCAUUUGCUUUCAUCCUCAAUGGACAAAACAGUACGGUUGUGGCAGUUGUCUAGCAAGUCAUGUUUAAAGAUCUUUUCUCAUAGUGAUUAUGUGACUUGCAUCCAGUUCAAUCCUGUUGAUGAUAGGUAUUUCAUCAGUGGAUCUUUAGAUUCCAAGGUUCGAAUAUGGAGUAUUCCUGAUCGACAAGUUGUUGAUUGGAAUGAUUUGCAUGAAAUGAUCACUGCUGCGUGUUAUACACCCGAUGGUCAGGCUGCACUAGUUGGUUCGUACAAGGGGAGCUGCCAUUUAUACAAUACAACUGAUAAUAGAUUGCAGCAGAAGAGUCAGAUCAACCUGCAGAAUAAGAAGAAGAAGCCACAUCAUAAGAAAAUCACAGGUUUUCAGUUUGCACCCGGAAGUAAAUCAGAAGUGCUAAUAACGUCCGCCGAUUCGCGAAUUCGUGUUGUUGAUGGUGUUGAUCUGGUCCACAAAUUCAAAGGUUUUCGCAACACAAACAGCCAAAUCUCCGCCUGCGUGUCUGCAAACGGGAGAUACGUGGUGUGUGCCAGCGAGGAUUCCAAUGUGUACGUCUGGAAACACGAAGCUGACUCACGUGCGAGCCGAAACAAAGGUGUAACCGUCACGCAAUCAUACGAGCAUUUCCACUGUCAAGACGUAUCAAUGGCUAUCCCAUGGCCUGGUAUCAGCGACACCUGUUGGGGUUUCGGGUUAACCGAUCCCGCUAGGCUAAGCGGUGACCAUGAACGAUUAGACGAGGAGGCGUCAACGGCUAACCACCCUCCAACACCAGAAGACGAAACCAACCGAAUAGACGGUUCAUUGGUUAGCAGCCCGCUUCAUGGAACCAUAUCGAGCGCAACCAACGGUUACUUUUUCGAUAGGAUAUCGGCUACAUUUCCCGAGGAAAAGCUUGUUAUGGGUAGUACUAAGAACCGGAGUCCGCGGACAAGUGUUGACUUUUCGAACGGGUUGAACGCGGGAAAGUCGGCGUGGGGUAUGGUGAUUGUGACGGCUGGAUUACGUGGGGAGAUCAGAACGUUCCAGAAUUUUGGAAUGCCGGUUCGGAUAUAAGUGGAUUUUGGAAAAUUGGAUGGUUGUACAGAUAGCUUCAAAGAUUGUAAUAUUAGCAGGAGAGUCUUGUUUUGUUUUUGUGCUACUUCUGCGUGUUCAAAUUCGGAACUGAUGAAGGAGCCAGUUCUUGAGUAGGAAAAAAAAUAGAGUUGUCAGGAAAAAUAACAAAAGAAAAAAAGAAAAAAAAAAGUGAAGAGAAUACGUUUAAGCGAUGAUGAAUUGUAGAGACUUGGAGAUAUUAAUUUGUAUUUUUAUGAUUCAUUUCUUGUGUAUUCAGUCUGUGUAUCUUCUUUUAACUUAUCUUGUGUUGGUGGAAAUGAAUGAAUUAUUGAUUGUGUAUACAA